GAAAUAUUCUUAAGAGCACCACCUGUUGGUGCAUAAACAAGGAUUAUGAAACGAAAAGGUUAUAAAAUGAUCUUCAUUAGUGUUCUCUGCAAUUUGUGAGAAAAACGAACAAAGCGAUGAAGUGGAUUUUUGGAGUUGUUUGUUUAACAGCCAGCUUGGCUGCUGUGUCUGCCACAUUCUGCAAAAAUGAAGAUGACUGUAAGCCAGGUUUCUGCUGCGUUGGACUGACCACUAGUCAGAUGAUGAACAAAGGAUUGUGCCUCAGACUUACCAGAGAAAGAAGACAAUGCAGUGAGCCAGAAUCCAAAAAUGAUUAUUUUGGUGGGAAAUUCACUCGUUACUGUCCAUGUGUCGAAGGGCUGGUUUGUGAGCCAAACAAACCAGGAAUCACAGAUCCCGAGAAGAGAAGAAAGGCUCUUCGAUGUCAGAAACCUUCAGCGACAACUGCUGGCCCAGAUGUCACCACAGCCUCUAAUAUAGUCACAGAUGGGGAAAUAGUGGAUACCACUCGAGGUGAAAUAGUCACAGAUCCCGAAAUCGUUACCGACGACAUUGUUGAUGAAACUCUGCCACCAGAAAUAGUGACCGACGAGGAAACUGAAGCCCCUGAAGAAACCGAAGAACCUGAAGUAGUGGAAACCGAAGAACCUGAAGUAGUGGAAACCGAAGAACCUGAAGUAGUGGAAACCGAAGAACCUGAAGUAGUGGAAACCGAAGAGCCUGAGGAAGUAGUGGAAACCGAAGAACCUGAAGAAGUAGUGGAAACCGAAGAGCCUGAAGAAGUAGUGGAACCUGAAGAGCCUGAAGAAGUAGUGGAACCUGAAGAACCUGAAACUCCAGAGGAAGAGGUAGUAGAGGAAGCUGGACAACGCGGGCCUGGUGGAGAACGUCCUAGGACAGAUGAUCCAGAUUGUGAAGACUGGACAUAUGGUUGCUAAAAGGACAUACGAAGCAGAACAGGACCCUGAAAGUGUCACCGAGAGAAUUGUGAUAUUACUGUAAUCAGUGUAAAGGGAUUCCUACAACAAAAUGCAUUUUAACUGAGAGGUUAUAUUGUAAGAUGCAAAUUAUUUGAAAUUUGGCAGAAUAAAAUCGCAGUUUUUCUCUGA
Argiope bruennichi is the source of this 1109-nucleotide messenger RNA. RefSeq lists its product as uncharacterized. NCBI's taxonomy places the organism in Eukaryota, Metazoa, Arthropoda, Arachnida, Araneae, Araneidae. The record is from RefSeq and is a predicted model, not a curated record. Bases 117 to 938 code for a protein of 273 amino acids. The transcript is spliced from 4 exons.